Molecule: messenger RNA, 7404 nt
Organism: Biomphalaria glabrata
Lineage: Eukaryota; Metazoa; Mollusca; Gastropoda; Planorbidae
Product: plexin domain-containing protein 1-like
Exons: 15
Coding region: 74-1849 (591 amino acids)
Source: RefSeq, a predicted model, not a curated record
CAAGAUAGGUCGUUGUGUAACGUCGCCGAGAUACUGCGAGAUCGCUGAGGUAAAUAAACUGGAGUGAUAAAACAUGGCGGUUAACGUCCAAACUAUAGUCAUUUUGGUGUUACAAGUUUCUGUGUUAUUCCUAAGUAACUCGAUAGCAACAUCAAAAAAGAUAAAUUACCAGAUUGUCAAUUCCAAUGAACUCAAGCUUACCUCAGAGAACUAUCAAGUUGUCAAAGUGCUUUCACAUUCCAGGAUCCGACGCCAAAACUCACCUGCAGACAGCAGCGGUCCUGAUAAACCAGUAUCGUCACCUGAUGAGACCAGUCAGGCCAUAGUAACAGGUGCGUUCACCGCAGCCAGCGGUGCAACUGCAGCUCCAAAAGAUGCCACAACAGCCGUGCCGCCACGUGUUUCAGAUAGUAACAGCACAGCUAAUGCCAGUAGUACAGCUGCACCUGUUUCCAGUACAACCAAAACCAGCACAUCCACCUCAACAGAGCCAACAGCAGCUCCAGUGGAUCCUUUUGCAGAAGCAGAUCAUAUACAUGAUCAACAUAUUUAUUAUACUUCUGAAGUAUUCAAAAAUAAAGUGAACGAUUACUGGCAGGAGCUUAGUGCUGUCCCCCGUCAUGAAACACUGUCCUCUGGGCAUAGAGUCGCCGCGGUGAUCCCUUUGAAGUUCAAGUUUCACUUUUAUGGCCAUGAUGUGACUAAUGUAACAGUGGCUACAGGAGGUUUUAUCUACAUGAGUCCAUUCUUGCACCAGUGGCUCACAGCUACCCAGUAUAUAGCUCCACUCAUGGCCAACUUUGAUCCAUCACUUAGUAAAGAAUCUGGUAUUUACUAUAAGAAUGAAGAUGACAAGUUUACUGUAGAAUGGAAGAAUGUUAUGCUAAAGGACCAAAACUCUAGUGGUGUGUUCACUUUUCAAGCCAUUUUACACAAGGAUGACAACAUUCAUUUUGUCUAUAAAACAGUGCCAGUAGCAGUACGAAGUAUCUCUACAGAAGAGCAUCCUGUUAAAAUUGGUUUAUCUGAUGCUUACUACAAUGACACAUACCUUCCAGAAUACAAGAUCAAGAGGAGAACCAUCUACGAGUACCAUAAGGUUGUUGUUAAGAUGGAUGCCAUUGCUAAUGGGACAGUGGUUGUUUUGAAACCUCUACCAACUUGCAAUAGACUUACAGACUGUGGCACAUGUGUCAAGCAUGAAAACGUCAAGUUUGACUGCAAAUGGUGUAACACAAUAGGACGCUGUUCAGAUGGUCUGGACUGGUAUCGCCAACACUGGGACAAAGAAGGCUGCCAGCAAUCUAGUGGAUCUUCAGUUGAUGAUUGUGAGCCUGUUACAACCACAACUGUAACUAAUUGGUCUGUUUCUACCACCGCUGUGAAGUUAGCUAAUUCAUCCUCCCGUCUGAGUUUACCAGUAACAACAUUGUCUUCUUUCUCGGAUGAGACCAGUACUGAUAAUGUCACCAACAGCUCUAGUCAAGCUAAAUUGUUGGCUGGUUGCGGUCACGUUAAAGAUGCUGCCGGUUGUCAGUUCCUCCCUCCGCCAGUCAAACAUUUAAGGGACCCAUUAAAAAUGGUCGUCCCUCUUAGAGAGUCCUGUGAGAAUGGUAAAUGUAACCAGAAGAGUGAUUUCCCUGUGGCUGUCAUAGUGGUUAUCGUUUUUAUCAUUUGUGGUCUACUUGGAGCUGUGGGGGGAUGGGUCUACUAUGCCUACACCCAUCCCACCAGCAAGUCUGGCAUGUGGCUCAUGGAGCAUCGUCCAAGUCAAAUCAAAGCCAAUAUAAAAUUUUGGAAGAGCAGCACUGAUGCUGGCACUAAGUAUAAGGUAGAAAGUGAAGCUUAAGAGGAAAUACAAACAUUUGCUAUUUAUAGCUGAAGCACUGCUGUGUGCUGCUGGCCUGAAUCUUUUUGUACACUUGAGGAAACACUUUUGUCUAGUAAUUGAGUGGCCUUUUAACAAAAUAGUAAUAGAAAAACAAAAGUCAUGACUGGAGUCUUUGGAAGCAAAACAUGCCAUCCCCAUUUGUUAAAAUAUUUGUUUAAAAAUGUUUUGUUUGUACUCUGAAAGUAAAAAUGACAUGUAUUUAAUGCUAGUAUGUCAUCAGCAUACAGCAGUGCUGCUGUGACAUUCUCUUCUGACCUGUUAUUGAUGUUAGCUUAAGAGAAUGAUAAAAAGUGUCAUAGCCAAAUCAUGUGAUAUGUCUUUUAAGUGUGUUGAAUUGUUCUCUUCUUAUCUAACACAAUGCUUUUUUUUUUCUAUCAAAUUUUUUUUGUUUCCAGUCAUUGCCAGAUGUUUCUUGAUUUAUAUAUAUAUAUAAAAAUAUAAAUAUAAUUUAUUUUUUAAAAAUUAUGUUUUUAUGUGACUUGCUGUUUUGUCCUAUGUUUUUUUCUUUGUUUUUUUUUUGUUUUUUUUUUUGUGUUUUUACUUUAAAACAAAUUGUAAAACAUUGUUUAAUUUUUUUUUUAGUUUUCUGUUUGAUGAAUUCUUUUGGAUUUUACAGUAUCAAAUAAUUGGUUGCCAUUUUCUAGAUAUUUGGCAACUUCAACAUUUUGUAAAUUAAAUUAAUUUUUUUUUAAAGGGAAUGACCUUUUUUUUUAAAAAACAAAGUAAAGUUUAUUUUUUGUUUUGUUUUUUUUGUUUUAGUUUUUUUUUUAUUUCCUAAUAAUUAUUUUUUUUUUUUUAAAAAAGAUAAAAAAGAUCACAAAAAAUAAUUGAAGCAUUGGUUCUCUAUUUAGAGAAAAUAUAAAUUCCUUUCAUAAUAGCUAAUUAUAGUUAAGACUAUUUUUGAAAUGGUAGUUUUUUUUAUCUAUAUAUUUAUAAUAUGAAUGUGUUAAAUCAAGUGUUUAACAAAUUUUUUUAUAUUGUUUUGAUUACAUUUUGUUAGUUUUAUUUCAAAAUUCUUACAAUUUUAAGCCUGGAGAAUUAGUUUUGAUCUGAUAUGAAUGACAGCUUAUGGGACACUAAAGCCUAUAUUAUAUUGAUGUUUGUAUUCCAUUUCUAUGUUGUUGUUUUUUAAACAAGCAUAAGCAUGUAUUUUCAAGUACUGACAAUGGCUAGCAUGAAAUGUAUUUCCCUGUCGCUGUCUUUCACAUCAUUACUUUGUUAAGAAAUAUUUCUAUCUUGCAUAUCAUCAAAGGGAGGGAUGUUUCAUUCGGUGAAAUGGGUAGGAUCUUAGUUAAUAUUUUCCAAAAAUCUUUUGAAUAAGUUCUGUUUAGUCAUUAUUGUUUCUAGGACACUUAGGACUAUGUUCUGUUGAGAUCAUCUAUCUAGAGAUAGCUCCUUUUUUUGUUUAGUGCUCUUCCUUGACAACUUUUGUUGUCAAAUGCAUUUAGAUAGUAUGUUUUCUAAUGUGUUUUCAAGUUUUUGUAUAUUAAGGAUAAUACUCUUUAAGAAUCGAACCCCCAUUUCCCCUUGACUGGUUGUCCCCACAGAAUCUCAUUGGUAUUAAUUUUGUGAAGUAUCUUUCACUAUUUAAAUAUAUUUUUGAUAUAUUUUGAACUAUUUUGUCCCCAUGCUACAUGAACUACAAUGAAUCAUGUUUGGAAGUGAUCUUUUUUUUUUUUUUUAACUGUCUUUUUGAAAGAUCUGCAACAUUAGCAUGAAACAAAUUAUUGAUUGAUUUAACCUCUUUAUUGUUAACAUUUGUGGUCACAUUAUACUUCCAGUUCUAAACUUUCAACAUUGAAGAUUCACUGAACCCAAACUGGUGUCACAGAGCCUGCGUUUGUAUGUCACUUUUUUGUUGAGUUACUCAGAGUAGUCAAAGUACAAACCUUUUGUUUUCUUAAGUUUGAAAGAUAUGUUUCCUGAUAGAUACUUUAUUUAAAACUCAUAUCUUUUUUGUUGAAUUACUCAAAGUAGUCAAAGUACAAACCUUUUGUUUUCUUAAGUUUGAAAGAUAUGUUUCCUGAUAGAUACUUUAUUUAAAACUCAUAUCUUGCCAAGCAGAUGAACCUGCAGUAUGAGCUGCUGAUGGUGAAAACUAUUUUUUUGUUUUUAUAAUAAGUUUGUGUUAUUGAUGAUGGGUAGAGAUAAUUUUGUUCAUAAAAUAAUUUCAUGGCAUUUUCUUUUUAAUACCGGUAAUUAAAUUUUUUUUUUAAAAAGUUUAACUUGGACUUACAGAACUAAUGAUUCUAUUUAUUUACAAUAGAUUUCUUAUCUUCAAUGAUGAAAUGAUCACUAAUAGUCGUGACAGCAUCAACAAAAAAAAAGUAGGGGACAAUGCAGUAAUUCUAAAUUUUGUUGGAUCUUUGAUUUUAGUUUUGGUGCAUGUUCUUUAACCUUUGUAGCUAGAAGUUCAUCCAAUUCUAAACUCUCAACUUCAAAUAUCAUUGAAUGCUAACACAAUGGCUGCUAUCAUAGUGUAAUGCUUAAUAGUUCAUUAAUAAAAAGCAACAAAUAAUGUUUUGUCCUAGUUUUAAAGUUUCCUGAUUUAACUUGUUUUUUUAACCUCACUUCUAAACAGCCAAUUGAAAUUUAUUUUUACCAUUUGAUUUUUUUUUUUUUUAAUAUUAUUUAGCAAUGAAUGUAGACAUUUUCGUUUAUCAAAAAUUCAAAGGCUUAUCUACGAAAAAAUAUUUUUGAAAAAUGUUCUUAGUUGAAAUUAUAUAAAAAACAUGUUUACAUUUGCUCAUUAUAAAUUGUUGAUUUUUAUUUUAGUGUAAUUAUCACUGAAUAUAUACACAGUACAAAACUAGUAAUGAAAAAUUAUUAUUUUUUUAUCAGAAGCCAUCUUUUACAUUCGAAUUUGUAGUUUAAAUAUUGCAUUGCAUUGUAUUGUUAAAAAAUGUGUACAUAGCGGAACUUUGCAGGUGAAUACAUUGGGCUUAAGGGAAAAUGCUGCAGUUUUAUCUGCUUUCGCAAUGUCUAUACAUUCCAAACCAAUCACAACUGUUUGUAUAUGUUUGUUGUAUAUUUAUAUAAGAACAAUGUACAUUAAAAUCAAAAAGCUAUUUUUUUCUUCUGGGUAUAUAUUAAUACUAUAUAUAUAUAUUUAUACUAUUUGAUCAUGCUUUCCUUCUAAACUCUUAUUAAAAUGAAAUCAUUCGAUGAACAUUUGCUAUUAGAAGAUAUUUAAUGAGUAUUCCUGCCACUUAAAGUAUGGAGUCCAGUAUACAUUUAUGAAAAUGACAUAAAAUGAACUUGAAUUAUUCUGGUGUUUUCUGUAUUGUUAGUUUUGCUCAAAAUGACCAGCAUAUAUGCCAGUUAGGAUGAUUUUCUGCCUUCAUCAAGCAUGUGAAUUCGGUGUGUACAUUUGUAUUUAUUAACUUGUCAGAAAAAGAUUUUGAUACGCCUGACUGAACUCACACACUGUAUUACAAUUAGAUGACUAACACAAACCAUGUACUUAAGUCUGGAUUAUGAAUAGAACAGAGCAAUUCCUGUGCUGUUUGUUAGUACAGGAAUGCUGUGUGUAAUUGUAUUGUUAUGUCUUUAUGAGCUAAUUAUGUUUCUAGCCAACAAUGAAGCUACAAAUUGUGUCCCUUUGAUGAGCCAACUUUUGAAAGCUAUUAUUAUACCUUCUCUAAUAUCAUUUUGCCAGUGUUUUAAAAAAAAAAAAGUCUUAGUUUUCCUAUUUCUAUGAUUCUGUAUGUACAAAAGCCACAUUCUGUUGCCAUUGUUUUGAUUAGAAGUAUUGGAUGAUCACUUAGUUUUUGUUGGCAUACAAAGUCAACCAUGAAAGUCCUAAUCUUUGCAUGAAGUUCUUUUGUCAGUCUAGAUGUAGAAUUUGUGUACUCAAUGUGAUGCUAUUGUUUUUAUAUCCUGACUAUUUCAGCCUAGAUAGUUGAUGUUACUGAGUACAUUGACAGCCUUAAUGGCCGUGAUCACUUGUAUUUGUCUGAGUUUAUUUCACCAACAUUUUGUGUUGAGUUGCAGUCUAAAGAUGGGCAGCUGUCCUUCUUCUUGGAUGAACUGAAGUUCAACAUGCUGUUUCUUUUGUCUGGAGAUCAAAACUGACAAAAUUGUGUUGCUAGUCCACAGAAUGAUACAUUAAGUUGGUCUUCUGGGUUCAAUGUAGUUUUGACUAAGUGAAAACAAAAAAUCUAAUCAAAUAUUGAAGACAAAUUUAAAACUAAUCAAACAUUGAAAACAAAUCUAAGACUAAUCAAAUAGUGAUGACAAAUCUAAAAGUAAUUAAAUAGUGAAAACAAAUCUAAAACUAAUCAAAUAGUUCAGUUUUUGAGAAAAAUCUUUCUAAAAAAAUCUAUUGCGAUUUAUGGCUGUUUUCAAAAUAUCUUAAUAAUAAUAAAAAAAGAAUAAAAUCAAAUACCAUUUUUUUAAAAUUCUCUAGCUUUCAAUGAAGUCAGUCAUAUCUUAGUGAAAUGUUUGUUAGAUAUACUCCUUUGAGCAUGGUCUACUAUGCCAAAAGUAGGAUCUUUAAAUGCUUGAUUAAAAUCUACAGAGUAGUUCAUCCUCUAUAUACCUGAUAAUGAUCAGUUUGAAAUGAAGUCUUUUAUCAAAUAAUAUGAUGACUUUUUGUUUUCUUUCAAGCCAAUAAAUUGUCCAUCAAAACGAAGAGAUGAAUGUGUGAUGGUCAUUGAUUGUCUUGAGCUGAGGUAAAAUGGCCAUUUCAAGCAUUAUGUUGUGUGUUCCACUUCAAUGACUAACUUCAUGUUCAUGUCAAAGACCUACUCCCCUUUGCUCCACUCCUCUUUACAAAGGACUUAAACUACUGGUUUCCUUUAACAGUAAUUCAAUCUCAAGAAAGUUUCUAAUGCAAAAACUACUACGUUGGUUACCCAUUAGAAGCUUUCUGGCACUUUCUAUUUUAUUUUUUUCUUUAUUUAAUUUUUUUUUUUUUGUGUGUGACUAAAACUAAGUUCCCAUUGCUUAGUGCAAAUGUCAUAAUAAGUUAUUUCCACCACAUGAUGUAGACAGAAAAUAACAUCCAUGUAAGUCUUAGAAAAAAUCACAUAUCAAAAAUUCCUUUCUUACAUCACAUAAUAUAGUGGUUGUGGAAAUGUGUUUUUUUCUGGGUUUAUUAUAUAAGCUUAGAUCAUUUUUGCACCAUUCUGUGGGCUAGCAUCCCAACUAACUAGCUAGCAACUGAAGUAAAGCAGAUGAAAUGAUGUUAACUCUCAUAGGCUCACUUGUUCUUGUAUUACAACAUUUGGAUUGAAACUGAAAUCUUUAUUAUUGGUCUGUCACUAAUUAGUUUAAGACUAUUAUAGUGUGUGCCAUGAUGGAUACUUGGAAGUUGUGUUACUUUUGUUAAUUAAUCUCAUCAAAUGUUUCUAUAUUUCCUGUUAGAUUCUGAUAGACACACACACACAUCUAUCUAUAUAUCUAUGGAAAGUAUAUAUAUAUAUAUAUAUAUAUAUAUAUAUAUAUAUAUAUAUAUAUGGAUACAUAAAUAUUGUGUGAGCUAAUAAACUUUUGCAUUUUAUUAUUCCUUA